Molecule: messenger RNA, 3702 nt
Organism: Vitrella brassicaformis
Lineage: Eukaryota; Vitrellaceae
Source: the annotation of a GenBank genome assembly
GUAACGGGCCAGAUCCCUUUCCAGAUGUCAAGAUCUCCGGUUGAUCUUUUCUGAUUCCGUCCGAUGGAUUCAUCAAUCAGCCUCCGUGCGGUGGGCGCUGGGCUUGACCCGCUGAGCGCCCUCAGCAGACAGUUCACCGCCGCAAAGAAGCCGCCGUCUAAUGCCGGCGAUGCGGCAAGAGAGCCGACAUCGCCCGGAGAAGAAGUGCUGCUCGAGGUAGCCACUGACAGACCGCGCGUGGCCAGGCAGAUGGGCAGAUGGACACACAGGGUGGUGCAGGGCAGGCAGCCGGGGUGUUUGGAUGAAUCAACGCCUCGUGACACACGCCACACAGACGUUGUGUGAUCUUGUCUGUGCCUUGUCUGCCUGUCUGUCUGUCUGUCUGUCUGUCUGCAGGUAACGUCAGGUGCGACGAUGGGUCCGCACUCGUCCUUGCUCAGUGGCCGCACGCCGUCCCACCCUCCUCCCCCUCCAAGCCCCACAUAUCCACCCACACCCACACCCAUACCUGCACCCGUAACCAUGCCGCCACCGCAGCAGCACCACCAGCAGCAGCAGCAGUAUCAAAUGCCGGAGGAAGAUCGGCAGCAAACCUCUCAACCUCCCCGUCCGUUGCGUCAGGUCCCGCUGCUGCCUGGCGAGAAGGAGCACAUGCGGCUGGAGCAUGCCCUGCUGUCCAUUAGUGGUGGUGGGGUGCUGGACGGACGGCUGGUGCUGACGAGUGGGCGGCUGUGGUUCGAGCUGACAGACGUCCGUGUGCGAAAGGGGGAGUGGUGGGUGGAGCGGUGUGGGUACCUGGAGGUGCAUCUGGGGUCUGUCGACAAGAUCGAGGUGAACCCCGAGAGAAGGGGGGUGUCGGGGCGACAGAAGGUGCUGCUCAGUGCCGUCACUGACCCACUCGUGCUAGAGGUAGGUAGGUAGGCGAUAGAUAGGAGGGGAGAGGGAGGCCAGAUGGAUGGUGGAUGGCGUCAUUCGUUCAUCAGGUAACGACUAAGGAUGGCCGCAGGCUGCGCUUCAUCAUCCACGAACCGCGGAAACAGCAGGUCAGUCAGUCAUCCCUUUCAUCGAUCUAUCCGUCCGCCCGCCCAUCCGCUCGUCCAUCCAUCAGAUAGCCCAGGAGGUGUAUCGUGUGGCCUUCCCCACCCGGCUGGCGGACGUCUUCGCCCUCGACCAGCGACGCCAGACAUCCAAAAACCACCCGGCGCGCACACACAAGGCGUCUCACGAGGAGACCCCCGAAUCAACGGCACUCCAGCCAAUGGUGCAUCAGCAGCAGCAGCAGCAGCAUGGCGGGCUGGGCGAGAGGGGCUGGGAUGCGUGGGGCCACCAUCAGGAGGAUGAGAGCGGGUGGAGUCUGUAUGACGCUGUCGCCGAGUACAGGAGGAUGGGUGUGGAGGAGAACAGCAGGAAGAGGGAAAAGGAGGGAAGUGGUCACGGUCAUGGUCUGCCGCCGCCAUCCACCAGGGUAAGAGAGGGAGAGUAAAGGGGUGGCCCUGCUGUGUGUCGUUCAUGGCCACCGUUGAUGUGUGUCGUGUGUGCAGUUGUGUGUUCGAUACACCAAUUUGGACUACUCGUUGUGUGACACGUAUCCCCCGGUGUUUGUGGUGCCGUCUUCCAUCACUGACGACCAACUCAGACGAGUCAGUCAGGCACUCACUCACUCACUCACUCACACACGCACACACAACAUAGCCAUGGAUGGGUGCACGCGUGCGUCAGGUAGCUGCCUUCCGGUCUCGCGGCCGUCUGCCCGUCAUGAGCUGGCGAAACCCAUACACAGACGCCACGCUGUGGCGAUCAAGGUAGCCAGGGGCAGACACACAUGUGCAGGCUGGUGCACCCACUGCACUGGUUUGUGUGAAUGUGUGUGUGUCGCGUCAUUUGUGUGCCAGUCAGCCGAAGACGUCUCUGAAGCGGUGUGAGGACGACGAGCUGCUCGUGGCCCACCUGGCGGGCGGCCAAACCGACAGGCCCCUCUUGCUCAUCGACGCACGACCAUUCGCUAACGCCAUGGCCAACAGGGUACCCUCCCUCCCCACAGUAUAUAUGCGGCCCAUUUUGCGCAUGUGCGUGCCCACGUAUGUGUGUGUAGGCUGGUGGUGCAGGGUGGGAGACUGCGCCGUACUACCGUUGCGCGGUCAAGUAUGCGGGCAUCCCCAACAUCCACGGUGUGCGUCAGGCCUGGCAGGCCAUGGUCGCCGCUGUCAACAAGGGGCUGGACGAAAUGAUGGAGGAGACCACACUCAAUGGGGGUGGGGGCAUGGCUGGGGGUGGGAGCGACAUGCAAGCCAUGAUGAACAGCUAUGCCAAAUGGGGCACACAGGUACCACACACACAGAGAGAGAGAGGGAAUGAGAUGGAUUGAGUGUUGUGGUGACCUGUGUAUACUCUGCAGGUGGACAGCUCGCAUUGGUACGAGUACGUGUGCAUCAUCCUGCAUACGGCAUCUGAGAUGGUGGACGAGCUCCACAGCAGCGAGGGGCGUUCGGUCUUCACCCACUGCAGCGACGGGUGGGACCGCACGGCUCAGCUGACCAGUCUGUGCAUGAUCUGCCUCGACCCCUACUACCGCACCAUCAGAGGGCUGCUCAUACUCAUCGAACAAGUAAGUCAGCUUAUGAGCAAGUCGUGAGCAACACAUACACAUGGUGCUUGUGUGUGUCAAUAUAUGGCAGGAGUUUCUGUCGUUUGGUCAUCGGUUCCACACGCGAUGCGGCCAUCCGGCGCCCAUCGAGUCGAGAGGGCCGCAGGGCGAUGAUCAACGCUCGCCAAUCUUCAUUCAGGUGAGGUACCCCUGCCUCCUUGUGAAUGAGACGAACCGGGCCCCGGCCGCCUGCAUCGCAUUCCUGUUUGUUUGGUGGGCUGUGUCGUGUCGUGUCGUGUCGUGUUGUGUUGUGUUGUGUGUAUGCAUCAGUGGUUGGACUGCGUGUAUCAGUUGUGGCAUCAGCAUCCGUGUGCCUUCGAGUUCGACGCCUCACUACUCACAUGCCUCGCAGAACACGUCUACUCGUGCCAAUUCGGCACAUUCCUUCUCGACUCCCACAAAGUGAGUGACCCCAAUUAACCCACACAGACAGACACGCCACACAUCAACCAACACAUGUGCAUGUGCCUCUCCUCUCCCCCCUCUGGUGUAAUGUCGUUCAGGAGCGAGAGGACUUCCACAUCUCCCGCCGCACCCCCUCUCUGUGGCGUCACAUCCUGGACCGCACAGACAGCUUCGCCAACCCCUUCUACAACCCUGCUUACUCGGCCACUGGGGAUGACGCACAACACACUACUGCAGGGGAUGGUGUUGGUGUUGGUUUGGGUGAGCCUCUGCGGAUCCACGCCAGCCUGCCGUGUAUGCGGGUGUGGGGGCAGUACUGGUUCAGGUAGGUACUCACACAUCAACAGACGAAUGACACACCUCGGCCGGGCCAUGUGGAUGCGUGUGUGUGUUGUGUGUGUGUGUUGAGUUAGGUAUCAUCCGUUGCAUGAGUUCUACGAGCACCGGUCCCUUCAGUACAUGUAUCAUGACGCACGUCGGUCCAUCACGACACGUAUCAUGACGCGCGUGGGUCCAUCACGACACGUAUCAUGACGCUGUCCAUGUGUAUGUCAUUGAUGUCUGCGAUGACUGACUGUCGCCCAUAGUGGGGGGGGGGGGCAUGUGUGAGCCCAUUUCGCGUGGGCAUUGAUGGGCUGUGGUGUGGCGUUGUG